AUGAACGAGGGCAGUGCCGGCUACACCAAGCAGCAGUUGCAGGACGCCCUCAUCAAGCUGCGCGCCAGCCUCAACGUCUCCAGCUACGACCAGGGCGCCACCAUCUACCUCAGCGCCGAGCGCGACACGCUGCUGCCCGGCGCUGCGCGUGGCGGCCGAUGCGCUGCGCCAUCCGCUGUUCCCGCAGGACGCGUUCGACCGCGAGAUCCGCGCGGCCAUCGCCGGUGUCGAAGCCUCGCGCCAGGAGCCCGGCGUGCUGCGCCAGGAAGCCACGCGCGGCCACUACAACACAGGCCCGCGGCGGCGACGACGCUGGACGACGUGAAGCGCUUUCACGCCGACUACUGGUCGCGCGAACGACGCGCAGGUCAGCGUCGUCGGCGCGCUGCCGGACGGCCUGGCCACGGAGGUGGAGCAGCUCUUCGGCGACUGGAAGAAGCCCGCGGCGCCGAAGUUCGUGCGCCACAUCUCGCAGCACCUGGCCGUGCCGCCGGCACGCUUCGACGCCAUCGCGCGCGACAAGGCCAACGCCAUCGUGCGCCUGCACCAGACGCUGCCGCUGAACAGCGAAGGACCGCCGACUACGCGGCGCUGGAACUGGCCGUGCAUAUCUUCGGCGGCGGCGGGCUGGAGAGCCGGCUGUCCGAGCGCGUGCGCCAGAAGGAAGGCCUGACCUAUGGCAUCGGCGCGUCGCUGGGCGCCAGCUACUGGGGCACGGCCGGCAGCUUCGCCAUCCAGGCCAGCUACGCGCCGGACAAGCGUGAUCGCGUGAUCGCCGUCGUGCAAGGAAGAAGUGGCCCGCAUGGCCGCCCGAGGGCGUGA
Ostertagia ostertagi is the source of this 822-nucleotide messenger RNA. The record is from the annotation of a GenBank genome assembly. Lineage: Eukaryota; Metazoa; Nematoda; Chromadorea; Rhabditida; Trichostrongylidae.